Doryrhamphus excisus (bluestripe pipefish) is the source of this 8869-nucleotide messenger RNA. Lineage: Eukaryota; Metazoa; Chordata; Actinopteri; Syngnathiformes; Syngnathidae. The record is from RefSeq and is a predicted model, not a curated record.
CCGGUGUGUGGCUAACUGACUGAGUUCCUUCGGUCACUACCGCGGAGGUUCGGAGGUUCGGAGGUGUAAACCGAGCCGGACAGGAUCUGGUGGGGAGUCGCCGCCCGCCACUGAAGUGCUGCUUCGCCCAAGGAUGUAGACUAAGCCGCUAAAGUCUUCCGGAUGGAGUUUAAGCCGACUUUUUGUUGACUUAUGGACGCCAGUGACGAUGCCAUCUUUACCAGCGCAGUGUUGAUGAGAGGGAAGACCAAGACAUGAUGGUCAUUGGAGCUGAUAGCUGACACCGUGGGAUGAGAGAGGAUGGAGAAUAUUGACAAUCCAGCCCCAGAGAGUAACAACCCUAACGGGUUUGUCAACCGAGUGUUUAAUGUUUCCCUGGAUGUGGAGAAUGAGACGAGCAGUGUUUAUAUUCAGGAGUCUGGGUCAGGGCCUGCAGAGAUGCAGGGCGAGACUCAGCCUGCAUCUUUUCAGACCCCUGUCAAGGACAGACAGGAGGUCAACCGACGACCUCGUGCCGCUGGGGGCAUCUGGAAGAUCUUGAACCGGAAAAGAGCUGUGUCAGAGCUGGAGCGAAGACCCCACUCCAUGAUCCUCCUUGGGGAGGCUUCCAUCCCUAAACAGUCUUUUGCUGAUAAAGUUCGCUCAUUUAAAAAACUUAAAUCCCCUUCUGUGUUUAGAGGGAAGGCUGGGAAAUUGUCUAGUGCCAAGCUCAGCAGCUCCUUGGUGGAUGAGGAGUCUUUCUGCCGAGACAUUGGCACGCCACAGCAAUCCAGCAGGGGUACACUUAGACACCGUGGCAAGAGGCAUUCAUACGCUGGCUACACAGCAGACUUUGACUGUUCUUUUGAAGACAUUGACCUCACAGCUCCGAUAGCUGACCAUCAACCUGGUGUGGUGCCGGAGACUACAGUUCAGAAUGGGUGCAAACCAUCAGAAAGAGUUUCCUACUCAAAAAGAAGCCACAACAAUUCAACAAACUGUAAUAAAACGGCAGGCUCGUGUGAGGAGACAAGUGUUAAGACAAGCAAAAGUAACCACCAGGGUGCAGGAAGGCGACAAAAAGAUGUGUGGAGUUACCUGAGGAGGAUCUCUCUUCUGGGGAAGGCCAAUCCUGUCUACUCAGAGAGGAGCUUCGAUUCGGAGCUCCACUCUCUAGAUAAGACCAUCGACUCGGACUACGGUUCUGUAGACCUUGAGAAUGUCAAAGACUACCAAGCACAGCCCCCAAAACAUUCUGACAUUAAGGGCCAUUUUGGUGGAUUGUUUAAAUUUUUCAAUAAUGUAGCAGAAACUGCCAGAAAAUGGCGGACAACAUCCCGCUCGUUCUCACCUCCAGAGGAUGAGAAGACCCCAAUUAGCUCUCCUCAGGCCUCUCAGCGCACAGUCCACAAAGUUCACAGUGUGACCCUAACACUUCACAGUGAAGGGCAUCCAAGAUGUCAGAAUACCCCAUCCUCAUCAUUGACCAGUAAAUCCUCACACUCCAGUAGUUUUGACCCAGCACAGGCCCCAGCACCCGUGACAGGUAGCAGAUCUCCGAAGGUUGUCUUAAAAGCUUUUAGGGCAUGCUCCGUAUCUGGAAGUGUCAAUGGCCUUCAAACUUCAGAAUGUACAAGCAAACAUAUAGCGAUAACAACAAACCACAUGUCCUCGACUAUAAUAGAGAAGCAUAUCCCUGACGCAGUUACAAACACUGAAUUGGAAAAAAGCGCUGAGCACGACAGGAAUCCACUAAACUGCUUUCAUCCAGGAGAAAAGGGAGAGGAAGACAGGGGAAAUGAAGAAGAUUCCAAGGAUGCUGCUCUUUGCUCCCACCAAAUACAGGAAGGGAAUAUCCAAGCACAUAAGGAUGGUAAAGAGAGCACAACCGAUAGCGUCCCAGCCUCUGAUUCAACCGAAGAGAUAUUCAAGCUGUGUGAGCAGAUUGCAAGCCAGACAGCCUGCAGUGUAAGACUGCCAGGCCCAGCAUUGCCCCACUCUAGCACAGAGAAGACCUCUGUACCCCAGAAGCUACUGCGCCCUCGUCCCCGCCCAGCAUCAGCUGUAUUGGAUCUGCAGAAGCCAAACCCAGAGCAAGACCUCUACAACCAUUAUAGUGAGUUUGGCUCACUGUGUCGAUGGAAGCACAGACCUAAUCCCACCGUGCAACACUCACCGGGGCUUAGAUGGAUGACUGCUCGUCCCAGGCCUUGCUCUGUCAUUGAAGCCACUGUUAGUAGAGAGAUGCAGUCCACGGAGCUGCACCACAGAGCCUUGUCUCGCCCUCCGGGGGUGUCUCCAUUAGAGCCCCCACUGAGGGCUUCUCUGCAGCGGUGCCGCUCCCUGCCUCUGCCCCCCAGCACCCUCACUGCCUUGGCUCUACUCCUCCCCCCCUCAGCAGAUGUGGGUCAGUCAUCAUCGGUGCGCCUGCGGUCUGGAGAUGGGAGCUGUAGGAGGAGGAGGCUGCUGCGACCUGGGUCAGAGCCGCUACAGGUCAACAUUUUGAUAAGUGGAGGGUCAAUCGUCAACGCUGAGGCGGUAUGGGACCAUGUGACCAUGGCUGACCGGGAGUUGGCAUUUAAGGCCGGUGACGUCAUAAAAGUGCUGGACGCUUCCAACAAGGACUGGUGGUGGGGCCAGAUUGAUGAGGAGGAAGGAUGGUUCCCUGCCAGCUUUGUGCGGGUGGAACCCCACCCUCCUCAGCCCCAAACAAAACAGGUUUUCUAUAUCAACCCCAUAGCAACUCCACGGUUCCAAAACACCACGUCAAAGUUGUGGGUGAAUCAGGAGGAUGGAGGAGCGGAACCAGCCGAAGGGACAAGUGAGGUUCAAAAUGGGCAUCUGGACCCCACCAACGACUGCUUGUGUCUGGGCUCGCCUCUCCAGAACCGUGACCAGAUGAGAGCUAACGUCAUCAACGAGAUCAUGAGCACAGAGAGACACUACAUCAAACACCUCAAGGACAUUUGUGAGGGCUACCUGCGCCAAUGCAGAAAGCGUGUGGACAUGUUCAACGAUGACCAGCUGAAGGUUAUCUUUGGGAACAUCGAGGACAUCUACCGCUUCCAAAUGGGAUUUGUUAGAGACUUAGAGAAACAGUACAACACAGAAGAGCCCCACCUCUCUGAAAUUGGACCAUGCUUCUUAGAACAUCAAGAUGGUUUCUGGAUAUAUUCAGAAUAUUGUAAUAACCAUUUGGAUGCCUGCAUGGAGCUGAGCAAGCUGAUGAGGGAUGGCAGGUACCAGCACUUCUUUGAGGCCUGUCGACUCCUCCAGCAAAUGAUUGACAUUGCCAUAGAUGGCUUCUUGCUCACCCCUGUCCAGAAGAUCUGCAAAUAUCCCCUCCAGUUGGCUGAGCUACUCAAAUACACGGCACAAGAGCACAGUGACUAUCGAUACGUGGCAGCGGCCCUGGCAGUAAUGCGUAACGUCACACAGCAGAUCAAUGAGAGGAAGAGGAGGCUGGAAAACAUCGACAAGAUUGCCCAGUGGCAAGCGUCAGUUCUGGAUUGGGAGGGGGAUGAUAUCUUGGACAGAAGCUCGGAGCUCAUCUACACUGGGGAGCUGUCAUGGAUCUAUCAGCCAUAUGGGCGCAGCCAGCAGCGAGUCUUCUUCCUCUUUGAUCACCAGCUGGUUCUGUGUAAGAAGGAUCUGAUACGACGGGACAUACUGUACUAUAAGGGUCGCAUCGACAUGGAUCGUUACGAGGUGCGGGAUGCUAUUGAUGGGAGAGACGAUGAUUUCAACGUAAGUGUGAAGAACGCCUUCAAAUUGUGCAACAAAGACAGCGACGAGAUCCACAUCUUCCUGGCCAAGAAGCCGGAGGAGAAGAUCCGCUGGCUCAGGGCCUUCCAUGAGGAGCGGAAGAUGGUGCAGGAGGAUGAAAAAAUCGGUUUUGAGAUCUCAGAGUACCAGAAGCGGCAGGCGGCCAUGACAGUGAGAAAGGUGACCAAACAGAAAGGUGUAAACAGGUGCACGCCCCCCUCAUACCCGCCCCCGCAGGACCCCCUCAGUGCGGGGCAGUAUGAGGUAACGGAGGACAUGGCACAAGGAGACGUUUUUGAAUUCAGUCAAUCCAAAAGAGGCCAGGCUCCUUUCUGGCAAAAUUUUAGUAGAUUAGCUCCAUUUAAGAAAUAGAGACUCUUCUGAAGGACCAGCUAUUUUUUUCUUAGAAGCACUAAACACUGGAUGAUCAUGUCCCACCAUGAAGAAAAUACACUUACUCAAGAGACUUUUAAAGCUAAGGACCAACGUUAACAUGGGGGGUGCGUGAAAGCAGCAAGAGGACUGAAUAUUUUAACAGAAUUGAGGGGAAAAAUAAAAGCUAAGAAUUCAUAAAAAUGUUAAAAACAUUUUUAGUUAUCGACCGCCGCACAUUUUCUCCCUCAGAUUCUGCAACGCUUGUCAUCACACCAUCUGAAUGUCCUGGAGUUGAUUGAGAUUGUUGUAUUUAUCCUUUUCAAGUCCGUCAUCCGGAGACACACACCAGGCAGCGCCAGGUCAUUUUGUAUGAGUGAGUCCGAGAUCGUUGCUGUGCUGCUACGUCAGAUUGCGCGUUGCAUUCUUGUGAAUGUGGGCCCAAAUAACGCCGGGCGUCUGAAGGGACGUGCGAGGCUCGACUGCUGGGCGUCACCUCUCCCGCUGCUUAUCACAGACCAUCCACGCUCCACGCAUGCUUUCAUCCGGAUCUCCUCUCAACCGGCUCUGUAGUAGCCUUUUCGUCCCUCUCCUCUUCAUCCUGGCAUCUUCUUUAUCUCUCUGCCCACCUGCUCAGCCUCCAUGAGUCAGAGGAAGCACCCGUUCCUUGAGAAAGCCGCCACCAGCCACGAUACGACUCCAGGAACAAAUCAAUAGCGGGAACGUCAAUAGAGUAUUUACAUUCUUCCACCAAGCAGUUUUGACAGGGUAUUCAUAUCCCAUCACUCGGAGGGUCGAAGGCGGUGGGUUGUGGAGAGCUUGCCGCUCAGAUGAACCUGCUGGGAGCAGGAGAUAGGCAGGCUACGCUCCAGCCACCUGGUGCCAGAGCCCCUCCUCUCUCUCCCCAGAGACCACCCCUGUAGCACUGUGCUGGCACCUCAGAGACCUGAAAGAGCACGGCCCACCUCCAGAAAUACACCUAGAGCUGGUAUUGAGCGUUAUUUUCUCGUCUGCUCCUUUUAAAAACUUCUUACUUUGUAUCAGUCGCACUCAGAAAAGCCACAGACUGAUAAAUGCAGGAGAUAAUAACGUCAGGAAACGAGGUAGACCCUUAACCUCAAGGAGGUCAAAACCGGCAUCGGAGGCUAGGUUCCUGAGGUGGUGAAGUAUUUCUGGAAGUGCAAUAUAAGAGCGUAGGAAGGCACGAGGAUGAAUAUAACGUGUAGCAUGCAGACAUCUUAGGUUUGUGGUCUGUGCAUCUCAACAGACUGCAGCUUGAAACCUUGGCACUACCCCCCCCCCCCUCGUCAUGUUGUGUAUUCAGAUCUGAUCCAUGUUCUGGCACCGGGUGCCGCACUGUUAAGUGAAUUACUGAAGACUGUGGCCUGAUCAGAUGGAUUUGUUUAACCGACAAUAAGCGAGGGAGACAUUUUUCUGUGUGGACACUUCUGUCAUGUUCUUUGCUACAGCUGGAAUGUAAGGCAAACAUCUGUCGAUGGUUUGUGAGCAGACAUUUUUUAUGUGGGAUUUGGUGACAUUACAUUAUCGUGGAACCUACGCUUUUUAUCACUCAUUUGUUCCGAAACGGGCAAAAACCGAGGCAGUUUUUCCCAAAGAAAACCAGACACCCAUAAAUAUGAAAAAGGUGCAUUUUAUAGACAAUAAUUGUAGUUUUACAUGCAAAAUAUUGCUAAAUGACAAAUAGAUAAAUAACUGAUGUGGACCUCCCGUACAUCACAUCAGGGACCUCAAACUCAACCCAGUGGUCGGCCUGGCUGAGUUUUUAGACGAUUCAUAAUCACGUUUCAACCAAGUGACUAAAUUGGCAACAAACAUUGGUUGGCCAUAAAUGCUAAAAAUGUUAAACAUAAUUGUAAAAAUAUAACAUUAAAGAUGGACAUUUAUUGGUACUUUUGCUUACUUAGAGGAAGUUGCUCUUUAUUUGGGCAAGCAGGAGCCAAAACUGAACUUGCAGUGACCUUGUCGGUGCAUCAGAAAUGGCAACACUAUAACCAUCACACAGCAACUUAACACAUGACAGCUAGAUCACACAUACAUAGGGUUACUACUACUACUAGUGGAGGAUAAACAACAAUUAUUUUAACCAUAGCCUGUAAUUUCACCAACUAACAAUAAAAAGGUGCCGCAGAGCAUGCUGGAAGCAGGGCAUCGCUCCAGUUUUUGACUGUCUUUACUUGUUUUGCGAAACGUUGCUAGUUUAAUGUUACAUGUUUACAGUUAUUACGCCCCAUAGCAGUAGUAGUUGUACUAUGUGUGUUUUUAUUUACUUGUUAGAUGUUGUGCUUUUUCAUAAUUAGUGUUUUUCAUUUCACUGCGUCGCUGCCAGUUCAGUGCUGGCUAUUGCUUGCCCAGUUAAAGAGCAUCUAAACUGCCUCUCAACAUCUCCCCAGGGUCUGUGGGCCGCACCUGCAGUACAUCCAACUUGGGGUUACUAAUGAAGGGGGCCUUAAAGUACGGUUGCCAAGCCAAAACCAAGGUUUGACUGUACUUCACUACUCAAUUAUUACUUAACAAGUGUGAUAUAUUGUUCUAUGCCAUUUUGUUUGCCUUCCUGGGACAGUUGGAAUUGAUUUGUAUGCAGCGCAAUAUGUUUCAUUUGACUAAAGGAAGUUGAGACACGGGUGAGUGGUGUCCGUGGAGAUGGCUCCCAGUCAGAUUGUUCUGGAAGAUAAUUCCCUUUGCCAACAACAUAUGGUUCCCAGAUCAUGAUAACCUCAGGUCCAGUGCUGCGCCCACCCCCCCACACCUCCCACCUCCCACCUCCCUCGCCUCCUUCCUAUUCCACACACAGAUGCAAACACACACAGAUACACAAUCAUGCGCACUUACUGGCCCGUUGUGCUGCGGAGAAGAAGAGAGAUGCUAUCUAACAGUGCCUUCCAGCAUUCCACUAGUGAUUAUCUAUUCAGUUUCACAGGCAGAUUUGAAUUCGUCACGUAUUUUCCCUUCAGUGUGGGACUUGCAACAGCCUCUUCCUUUCUCUCUGGCUCUCUCAACUCUCAUACUGGGAAUUCUUGGUUUGCUGGUGCACCAGAUCCACCCGGAUAAAGAUCUUUUUCCACAUACUGUGCACAAAUACUUGUUACGUUCCUUUAUCACACUAGCAUAGCCGUGAUUCUCUUGCACAAAUAUAAGUUAUUCUUAUUUCAGAUGUUUAGACAUAGAGUUGCUUCAUUGUUGAAAGAUGAUUACUUUGGAAUAUAUCGUAGAAAUCAUUAGUUUUCCUUAGUGGAGUUAGAGUAUACUGUUCAAAGACUACUACUACUACUAGCAGUGAGUUAUGAAUUCAAUAAGAAAAAGUAAUCUAUUUUAACUUUAUCAGCGACACAAAUGUAAAUACUGUAAAAAGAACAGAUCAUAUAUUUGGAUAUUUUGCGUUGGAGACGAAUGUUGUUCCAGUUCUAGCGUACGGUAGAGCUCAGUACCCGGUAAAUGCAUGCUUGUGGCAUCUGAUACUUUGCAUGAGACUUAAAACAACUCUUUACGGUUUGUUUAGUUUCAUUUCAUUUCUGUGGUGAAGCCACUGCCAUCUCACUGCGAGGAGUCCACCCGUCUCCUGCUUGUGUCACGUUUACGCUCCUUUUACGCUUCUGUUCUUCGUCCACGUCGGGGAAAAGGACGGAGCUUUAUCCCGGCGUGGAGUCAAAGAGCGAGCUCUUGAUAGGUCAAAGGCACUGGCAUUCUCUUUGCCCAAAUAUUAGAGGUUUUUCUUGUCAUUUUUUUUUUUAAAUUUCAUUUCACUGGCUUAGCUCUUAACUGCUGGUUAUUUAUGGAACGCCAGUCACUAAGGCAAAACGGGUAUCGUUUUUCUAUGACAACCAAAUAGGCGUGAGCAUUGAUCAUAGGUGUUUGUGUAUAGAUUUUUAGUCAAGCAGAGGAGCGGAAUAUAUGCGAACUCUGUGGGGAUGUGCUAAAAAUAACUCUAAUCCUGAAGACACACACACACAGAGAGAGAGAGAGAAUACUUCAUUACAAUUCAUAUCAUGCUCUUGUUUUAAAAUGAGAUGCUCUGAAGUACAAUGACUUGACAGUAGAGAUUAUUUUCCUCUCUUGUAUUUAUUGAAUUAGUAGCCAGUAUUCAACGCUAUCAUUUUGAGCCAAUUUGUUCUAACAAUGUAUAUAUCGGUUCUGUUCAUCUGAUAGCGUUAACCCUGACCUUUUACACGAGGCCCAGAGGACUGCCUUUUGUUUUCCGGUCAUGAACCAAGACAGCCAAGUUAGCAAACUGAAUGCAUAAGAGGUCACUUGCAGCCUUUUUCGUGCAUGCACUCACACGCAACAUGACGACAUUGCCAAUAGAGAUCCAGGGUACCACAUGGAGUCCAAUCAGCCAUAUAUAAUGUGGUUUUCAAUGACAAGCUGAAGAAAGACUGGCGUCCCACUUUGACAAACACUAUUCAUUGUAUAAUACCAUCUAGUCCCAGGUCUGGGGUUUUGCUUAGCGCAGGAAAUGAACCCACACUACCCAAAUCCUUCUGUCGCCAUAUGCAAACAUUUCACUUUUUUCUUUUUUGCUGGCAUUUUGAGUUUAUUUGUUGUAGAAAUGAAAAAUAAUGCCUAUUCAAUCCUGAAACUGUGAAUGGGAGAGUGGAGAUGUCAACUCUAUGUACAUUAUAUGUUUUGAUGUAAUCAGAAGCACUGGGAAUAUGUUGUACUUCGCUGUAAAAAAAAAUCCAUAUCUGAUAUAGCUGUACUUUUGUUGAAAAUAAAACCUCUACAGAGCGGGGCCGGG